AUGGUCAAGCUCGCAUUCUCUUUUGUCGCGGCUACCAUAUGCCAGCUCGUCUCCAGCGCAUCUGUGGCUUCCCAGACGAAAGUCUCAGCCAGACUGGAUGCAUCUCAUUCCCCGAAGGAGCGUGCCGAUGAACUUCUUCGUCUCCUUACCUGGGAUGAGAAGGUGGGCCAGCUGGGCGGCAUCCGUCGGCUUGCCGAGAGGGUCAAUGGCCAACUUUCCUACAAUCAAACUUCUUUUGAUGAAAUACGGAGGACGCAAAACGGGCAAAUCGGCUUUGGAGCACCGACGAAUUAUGCUCAAGAAUUAUUGCCGAUUGCUAAUAAUGUUCGGCUCGAGCAGAUCAACAAUACUCGCCUCGGUAUACCGUAUAUCACCAUCGCGGACUCUGUUAAUGGCUUGAUGGUGUCGGGGGCGACUCUGUUUCCCGGUGCCAUCUCCAUGGGCUCGACAUGGAACAUCCCCCUCUACGAGCAAGCAGUUGCUGCUAUCCGUGACGAGAAUAUGGCGAUGGGAACUCACUGGGUUCUUUCUCCGGAGGUUGAUCUUGCGAAAGAUCCUCGGAACGGUCGCAAUGGCGAGAUGUUUGGCGAAGACCCUUACCUUGUGGGGGAGUUUGCUACUCAUUACAUCAACACGAUGCAGGAAGAAGACGAAAACGGUUUCAUUAAAGUUGCGACGACGAUCAAGCAUUGGGUCUACGGCUCCAGCAGUGGUGGUGUCAACACUGCCAGCAUGCAGGGUGGCCUGAACCACAUUCUCAACGACAUCGGUGCCCCAUACGUCAAGGCCAUCAAAGAGGCCAACCCGCUCUCACUGAUGGUUUCUUACGCAAGCGUCGAUCAGAUCCCAAUGUCCCGAAACAAGUACCUCAAUAAGGAUGUCCUGAGGGAUUUGCUUGGUUUCAAAGGGCUGAUUAUGUCUGAUGCCGGAUCCAUCCGGAACAUGUACACCCAGUCCCAGGUCGCCAAAUCGUUCAAAGAUGCAGGCUUGAAGGCUCUACGGGGAGGUUUGGAGCACGAACUAUCCCCUCGCCCACCAUCAGUCUUUCCUACUCUCAUCGAGUCUGUGAAUAACACAGAGAUCGCAGCACUGAUCGACGAAGCAGUGCACGCCAUUCUUGAGAUUAAGUUUGCCACAGGCACAUUCGAUCUUCCUCUUCCAACCGUCGAAAACCUGAACGCAACUUUACGAAACCAGAAACAUCUCGAAACCAAUCGGAACAUCUCGCGCGAGGCUAUUGUCCUCAUUCAGAAUGACGGCACAUUACCUCUUCAGAGAGACAACGGUCCACGCAUCGCACUUCUUGGCCCGUACGCUGACAUCCUAAACACUGGACAGUACGCUGCCAAUAACGCCUCCGAUCCGUCUUACGGCGAUACCUUCCGUCGCAGUCUGGAGCAUAAACUUGGCGCCGAGAACGUCAAGUUCGUCGCUGGAAUUGACAUCCUCAGCACGAACGACAGUUCUGGGAUUGAUGAAGCCGUUGCUGCUGCCAAAGACAUUGGGCUAGCCGUAAUUGUACUCGGCUCCGGAUGGGGAUCUUUUGACAACUCAUACGAAUCUUUGCAUCGGACAGAUGGCGAAGGCUUCAGCCACCCCGAUCUUGGUUUCCCCGGUCUCCAGCAAAAUCUUCUCGACGCCGUUCUGGACGCGGGAGUCACGACGGUAUUGGUGCUCAGUGGCGGCCAAACGUUCCUGCUGGACGAGUCAACUAAACGAAGCAACGCAAUCUUUCACACUUGGCUUGGAGGAGAGUUCACUGGAGAUUCUUUAGUCGAAAUUCUCUUUGGCGAUGUCACCCCCAGCGGCAAACUCACCAUCACCUUUCCCGAAGCUGAAGGCGCAUUUCCAGUUGCUUACGAUUACUUCCCCUCCGACGAUGAGGGCGGUUUUGGUGCCGCCACGGAGUACGACUGGCAUUUGCCUCAGCUUACUCGUUACGCACCCCUCAGAUUUGGCUUCGGCUUAAGCUACACAUCUUUCAACAUUUCCUCUCCUACGUUGACUUGCGGCCCUGUCGGCCGAAUCGGAACUUCCGCUGCAUGUGAUCAGAACAGCCAAGUUAUUGUCACUGUGCAGGUGUCAAACACUGGCGAAGUAUCCGGUAAGGAAGUUGUACAGCUGUACUAUCGCCCCGAGUAUACCCAGAUCGAGUUUCCUGUCAUGAAGCUUAUCCGCUUUGAGAAAAUUGAGGUUGCAGCCGGCGAAUCGAGAGACGUCAGGCUGGCAGUGCCUUAUGAAGAACUCGGAUACUUCGUCGACGGCGCAUGGGAGGUUGAGACUGGUCUGUAUCACUUUUGGGUCGGAAGCAGCUCCAGGACUGAGGAUUUGCAACAGUUGAACGCGACUUUGGUCUAA
Molecule: messenger RNA, 2358 nt
Organism: Colletotrichum karsti
Lineage: Eukaryota; Fungi; Ascomycota; Sordariomycetes; Glomerellales; Glomerellaceae
Product: periplasmic beta-glucosidase
Exons: 3
Coding region: 1-2358 (785 amino acids)
Biological process (GO): glucan catabolic process
Molecular function (GO): beta-glucosidase activity
Source: RefSeq, a predicted model, not a curated record